CCCCACCUCUCACACUCACCUCUCAUUUGCCAGAGCCAGGACUCUGGCAACCAACUAAAGCAUUGUGUCUUCCUGGCAAAGAGGAGGGAUAGGAAUAGACAAGACAGUGAAAGACAGAGAGGUGAGGAUGACAAAUGGGAGGCGGAUGGUGGAGACCAUCUAUAGAAACCCACUUUGUCUUUGUUUAAAGGAGCAAGUGCUCAACAGAUAGCAGAAGAAAUUAGUUGGUUGGGACAAUCCUGGUCUCAACUCUCUUCUUUUUUUUUUUUUUUAAAUAAUAAUUUAUAAAUUCAAAAAGGAUUCAUGACAGUAUAAGGAUCUUUUUAAGUGGUGUCAGACCCUUUGGCUCCAGUUCUUUCUUCCGGGGCGACUGAAAGUUUCAGCGACCAGAAAGAGGACGGAGGCGACGUCAAGAACUGCGCAGAUACAACAUGCGCAUUCACUGAGAGCAUUCACUUUGCAUGACUGGCAGACAAGACACGCUGGAUGUCAAAAUGUGUCUAGAGUCCAAUCUUCAAGGAUCUGGGAUGUUUUUCAAUCUUGAAAGGAGUUUAAAUCACACGUCCUAAAGGGGACACAGACUAGUUAGAAGCUUCCACUAGAGACUCAAUGAAAGCCUGAAAUUGGCCACUUGGGGUGUCCUAAGAAAAACACACACCCAUCCACUUCACGUGAAGUGGCUGCACGCCGGAGCUGAGUUAACGGUGCCAAAGCACGAAUACAUUCAAGGAAGGUAGAAAUCAGCACAUUUUUUUUAAACCCUUGUAGGAUGUUUUGAGGGAACACGCAGUUGCACAAGAGCCAGAAGAGGCGACAGCAAUGACCGAGGCUGUGUCACUGUGACCGUUUGUUUUAUGGAGUGUGUUCAUGUCAGAAACGCUAAAAUGUAGCAACUAAUUGUGUUGCACACGGAACAGACUAUAAAAAGUUUUAAGAACUGACAUUAAGGUUUUUUGAAUUACACAUGGACAAGUUCUGACCUGAAGCUCCAUCAAAGACACAAUGACAAAGAAAACUGGAGGAAUUUCUUUUUGGAAUGUCCAGAAAAUAAUAUUUUUUUGGGAGGAAAAAGAAGCAAAAGCCCACAUUUAAAUAAACGUAUGCAUCCAAUUUGAAAAGAUUAAAAGCGCUCUUUAAGGCUGAAAAUAAACAUAUGAGUUUGUACAAAAGGAACCUGAGAAAUUUGAAGGCAAACGCUGGGAAGAGGACGAGCUUGACACAGAGACACGUCACAACCAUGAUGGAGAAACUGAACUCCACACAACCCUCUGCCUCACCUCAUCCCUCCUCUUCCUCCCCAUCUUCAUCCUCUGCCUCCUCACCAUUCACAGAGCAACACAGUCCGAAGGAUGCUGUCAAAAGUCCACCUGCUCAAAAAAACAGGUGCACGGAUGUCCUCACCACCCCCUCGGCUCAGUCUCCCACCACCCUGACAACAGUGUUAACCAAUCACAAGACAGACACACCUGAGCCUGCCAACAUGGAGAUGGACGAGGAAGAAGAUAUCUGGUCAAAAAGCACAACUGGGGCAGCUGCAUCAGCAAACACGUCACCAACCCUUUCCUCUCCGCCUCCCCUCCUCCCGGCACCAACCAAGACAUCCCCUUGCCUCCUACCAACCCCAACCACCUCUGCAGCCCUGCCUUUGUCCUCAUCAUCCUCAACUCUUCUUCAGCACAUUCCAGUCAUCAGCCUCAGCCACAGCAAGCCUCCUCUCCCUCUACCAAACACUGCGCUGACCGCCCUCCAUCCAAUUCCCAACCUGCUGCAUGGGGACAUUCGCAGCAGCCAGCAGACAUGUUUGCCCAUGCUCAACCCUGCAGCUUCUGGGUUACCUGGAGGCCCCUCCUCUACUUCUCCUGGGCUUCUGCUACCUCAGCAGUACAUCACUGCACCUCCAUUCCUAACAAGCUCUUACCUGGGACCAUCAGGUGGAAGCUAUAGCAUCAUCAACAACAGUCGCAUCAAGAGGAGGCCGUCAUCACAAUAUGAGAUGGAGAUCUCCGAAUGCCCUCCUCAGAAACUGGCUCGCCGCGUCUUCACCAACAGCCGUGAGCGCUGGCGACAGCAGAAUGUGAACGGAGCGUUUUCUGAGCUGAGAAAAUUAAUCCCCACACACCCACCCGACAAGAAGCUCAGCAAAAAUGAAAUCCUGCGUCUGGCUGUGAAGUACAUCGACUUUUUAGUCACCCUGCUCAAUGACCAGGCCCAGGGCAAGAGCGGCAACUCCACGGAGGAAGGGGCAGAGGAUGAGAGCCCUGCUGUUGGCACGGAGAGCAGCAAACAAAAGUCUCUUUUCCAGACCAUAACUUCACCAGAAACAGCCCGUGCUGCUGCUGUGACGAACCAUAGAGACUCCACAGACUCUGUCAUUGCCCUGGCUAAUUCCCCAUCAACCUCCAGUUGCUAUGGCGACACAGACAGUGAGGAAAGCCUCGGGGUCAAGACCUCUAUGGUUACCCACAGCAUUUUGGGAAAGGUCAAAAGUCAAAUAAGGAUGGUGGCAUCCACUAAUGAUGAGCGGUGACACCACUAAGGCAGCAAGACAAAACGAAAAUUGGACUUUGACAGACGACACCAAAUGUGUUUGACGAGCCAAAGAGGCUUCAGUUUUAGUGAAAUCAAGCAGUUGAACAUUUUGUUUCCUGGUUGUAUUUGGUAGUUUUGGUUUUUAUUUUUGUAGUAGUGUACAAAUUUACUGUGUGACACUCUGUGCAGCAAUGCAACACCUGACAAUGGCUUUGGAGCAUUCUGAGCUAUGAAAAUGCAAAGACCAACUGAUUAAACAUUUCAAUCAACUGGA
Oryzias latipes (Japanese medaka) is the source of this 2803-nucleotide messenger RNA. RefSeq names its product LYL1 basic helix-loop-helix family member (gene lyl1). Gene Ontology annotation, biological process: regulation of transcription by RNA polymerase II. Lineage: Eukaryota; Metazoa; Chordata; Actinopteri; Beloniformes; Adrianichthyidae. Gene Ontology annotation, molecular function: DNA-binding transcription factor activity, RNA polymerase II-specific; protein dimerization activity; RNA polymerase II cis-regulatory region sequence-specific DNA binding. The record is from RefSeq and is a predicted model, not a curated record.